AUGGAGACAAAAGUCCUUUCCUCUGGCAUCCAGUAUGCAAACUUGCCGGCAAGUUAUGUUAGGCCGGAAUCCGAACGUCCACGGCUGUCGGAAAUUUCAACGUGCGAAAAUGUUCCGGUUAUAGAUUUAGGUUGUCAGGAUAGGAACCAAAUUGUCCAACAAGUUGGUGAUGCCUGCCAGAACUAUGGCUUUUUCCAGGUGAUCAAUCAUGGAGUGUCUUCGGAAGCAGUGGAGAAAAUGUUAGGAGUGGCCCAUGAGUUCUUCAGCUUGCCUGUUGAGGAGAAGCUGAAGCUUUAUUCAGAUGACCCAUCAAAGACAAUGAGACUUUCUACAAGUUUUAAUGUGAAUAAGGAGAAGGUCCACAACUGGAGGGACUAUCUCAGACUCCAUUGCUAUCCUCUUGACAAGUAUGAGCCUGAGUGGCCCUCUAACCCUCCUCCGUUCAAGUGA
This is a messenger RNA of Dovyalis caffra, 450 nucleotides long. The record is from the annotation of a GenBank genome assembly. Lineage: Eukaryota; Viridiplantae; Streptophyta; Magnoliopsida; Malpighiales; Salicaceae.